Condylura cristata (star-nosed mole) is the source of this 3564-nucleotide messenger RNA. It is a transcript of the gene PDGFRL, whose product is annotated as platelet-derived growth factor receptor-like. Lineage: Eukaryota; Metazoa; Chordata; Mammalia; Eulipotyphla; Talpidae. The transcript is spliced from 6 exons. Bases 135 to 1262 code for a protein of 375 amino acids. The record is from RefSeq and is a predicted model, not a curated record.
GUGGCUUCCCAGGCGCCCGCCCCGACCUGGAGCGGCUCCCGCCGCCUCCCCCGCACCCUGCCCGGGCGCUGAGCUGUGGGCUUGCGCCUCCGCCCGCUGUCCCAGUCCCUGCACCCUCACUCCUCGCUGGGAAGAUGAAGGUUUGGCUGCUUCUUGGUCUUCUGCUGGUGCACGAAGCGCUAGAGGAAGUUACUGGCCAACAUCCUCCCAAGAACAAGCAUCCGAAGGAGCCAGGAGAAAACAGAAUCAAGCCUACUAACAAGAAGGUGAAACCUAAAAUUCCUAAAAUAAAGGACAGGGACUCAGCUGAUUCAACACCAAAGACACAGUCCAUAAUGGUGCUCAUGACGGAUAAAGGUCGGUUCCAGAAACCUGCUGCUACCCUGAGUCUCACAGCAGGGCAAACACUGGACCUUCGAUGCAAAGGCAAUCAGGUUAAAUGGAGCUACCCUACCUAUCUGGAUACCUUUAAAGACUUCCGCCUCAGCGUGAAGCAGCAUGCACGCUACAGCCAGCUCACCCUGGUCAACUCCACAGCAGCUGACACUGGUGAAUUCAGCUGCUGGGCACAGCUCUGUGAUGGCUACGUCUGCAGGAGGGAUGAGGCCCACAAGGGCUCCACCUACAUCUUUUUUACAGAGAAAGGAGAACUCUUUGUACCUUCUCCCAGUUACUUUGACAUUGUCUACUUGAACCCAGACAGGCAGGCUGUGGUUCCUUGUCGAGUCACUGUCCUGUCAGCCAAAGUCACACUCCACAGGGAGUUCCCAGCCAAGGAAAUCCCAACCAAUGGAACAGACAUUGUUUAUGACAUGAAGAGAGGCUUUGUGUACCUGCAACCUCAUUCUGACCACCAGGGAGUGGUCUACUGCAAAGCAGAAGCUGAGGGCACAUCUCAGAUUUCCAUCAAGUACCAGCUGCUCUACGUGGAAGUUCCCAGUGGCCCUCCAUCCACGACCAUCUUGGCAUCCUCCAACAAAGUGGAAGGUGGGGAUGACAUCCGUGUCCUCUGCAUUGUCCUGGGGGAUCCAGAUGUAGAGGUGGAGUUCCGGUGGAUCUACCCAGGGCAGAAGGAUGAGAGGCCCGUGACAAUCCAGGACACCUGGAGGCUGAUCCACAGAGGGCUCGGGCACACCACGAGGAUCUCGCAGAGUGUCAUCACAGUGGAAGACGCUGAGACCAUCGAUGCAGGAUAUUACAUUUGCACGGCUCAGAAUCCCCAAGGACAGACUACAGUAGCUACCACUGUUGACUUUUCCUGACUUGGGAAAUGAAGUAUAAGGACUGGUGGAAAGCCCAUUUGUGUAAACAGCCAGCUCUGGGGGUCUUUUGACUAGUACUUUGCCAGAGGCUGAUCUAGUGGGCCAACCCCCAAUGCCUGCCUUUGAGUCAGACCCAGACAUCCAACUAAAGGAAGUCAUCAGUCUAAUAAUAGAAAGCAUGUAUUUUUAUUGCUUACCUACACAUGUGCUUCUAGUUUUAAACUAAAAGCAUCUGCCAACAACUUUAAUCAUUUCUAUUAAAUGUGCAAGUUUUUGUAAAAUGUUAAAAGGGGUUACGUUCUUUCUCAACUCGGCAGGAUAUACACCCAGGACAUCUUGCCAGCAAUGUCUGCAUCAAUCAUAUCCUACUUGAUAAAACCACAAUUCGAUGAGAAACUAAAAUAGCAGUAAAAGAACUCAACUACUUAUCUAUGAUCAGCAGCUCACGACUUGAAAAUAGGCCUAUCAUUUUUUUUUCUCAGUAGUAAUCUUUAAACUGCAAUUUUAAAGCUAGUGUGACUUAAACAUCUAGUGAUACAAGAAAAAAAAAACUUUUUAAAAAAAAGCUGAACUCAGUACUAAUUCUUUAACAGUCUGUUCAGAAAGAACCAAAGCAUGAGUCUUCAAGUUUAAUGUAAAAUGUAAAAUAGAUGUCAAGAUCAAAGAUUCAACUUUGCUUAGACUUGUAUACCUUUGUCAACAAUUAGACCACAGCAGUUCUAAUUUUCUUACAUAAUCUGCAAAAAGUGAAACCAGUCAAAAUUUCUCAAUUACUCAUAGUUUUGAACUUACAGAAAAUCUUACCUCUAAGUCCAGCUCUAUGAGCCAAAUUUCAGCCCAUGACCAAGUUUGUAGUUACAUUUGAAACUUGUGGAAAGUAACUUACCAGGAGAGGUGAUAUCAACUCCAGUGCUGUAAGAAGGGCUAUAAGCUGGACAAAGUUUUGAAGAGUGAAGAAUGCUAGGGUUCACAAUACUUCUAUUGAAUAUUCCAGCAUUGUUUAUUUGAUCAAAGUAAAUAAAAUACACACUUAGUCACUACAAACUGAGCACAACUACAGCUGCUUACACAUUCAUAUUCUGAUGUGCCAACAUUUUGCAUCCUAUAUGAAACAUUUGGUUUGAGGGGAAAAAAAAUCAAAGAUCUGUUUUGCUUAUCUUCUCUCAUUUAAAUUGUGUAUGAUUGAUUUUCCCAGACACCUAAGUGGCAUGGAGGCAGGAGGGAACAGCACAGAUUUACAUGCACAGGGGUGAAUGGCCAACCCAACUUAGGCUGAUGACACUGAGAGUGACUUGGAAGGAUGAGGAGGUGGCAGUGAACUUACAUUUCCAUUUAUCAGAAGCAAACAAAGAAGGUUGUAUAUGAGACAACUAUUGGCGGUUAAAGAAUUUGCCAAUCCACAUGCAUCGUGAAUAUCAACUCACACUGAGUGUAGGUGAACAUGAUGGCUCAAAUACCCCGCUUUAGCGUCUUACUACAGGGGUUACUUAUAAAGUCACCAAACGCCAGCAACUCAGGUUAGUAAAUACUGACAUGACAAUGUUGACACAUGCAGGGAGAGAGAGACAAAGCCACAGUUGUUUUCCUUCCACCUCCCCCAAAGUAUUAGCAUUGGAAGAGCAACUAAAUUUUGAAAAGAGAUUUUAAUGCAACUUGGAGGAGAGCUGUACAAGGUAGUACAUUUUCUAGUUGUUCCCCCCCCCCCACACACACACACCAUUCAGCUACCUUCCCAAGGGCAGAAUUCUUAAAAGAAUACACGGAAAGUUAGUGUUACCUGCCCAGACUUUUUUUGUUUUUUUUCCCUAUUAAACACUGCAUCAUUGGUCUGGUCAAGGUGCUCCUAUUUACCAACAAGCACUGAAUCUCAUCUUAGUUCUGCUAGCCAAUGUCUUUCUCAUUCUUCAUGCUCUCCAGGGUUUUUCCAAAUUUUGUACUAUCAGAUCCAGGCAUUAGUUGAUUUAGAAAGUGGUUUCAGCACCUUGAAGAUGAGUUGGUUCUGGAAAAGCCUUGUCCCAGAGAAAAAUAGGUAUAGGAGGUAGAAGGCUUGCUUUUGUGGUUCUGGAAAGGAAGAGGGGAAAAAAAGAUGGGGAUGAUGGGAGAGAAGACAGUUUAAAUUCAUGAAGACAACUUAGAUCAAGGUAAAAUAAGGCAAAAAAUAAAUCCACCGGUACUACCCUUUUUUAUACAGAUUUGUGGAAAAAUUUGGGUUCUAUACUUGCUUAUUGCCUGAGACGAUGGCUCUUAGUAUAAUACUCGGUUUACAUGGACAUGUAAAAAAAUCUACAGAAACAAAACAAAA